CCUCAGGCAGACACUGACGGAGACAGACACUGGGAAUCGUAGUUCUUCAUGUUCGAGCGCGGUUUAUUGGUCACUGAUUAGAACGGAUUAUGAACGCUUUUGGACAUCAGCCAUCCAACCCUCAAGCCAGCCCUAUACAGCACCAUAGCGCUCAAGAGAUUCUGGACAUGGCAGUGUACUGUGACAACUUUGGUAUGUACCAGCAGAAUUUACAUCACCACCCGCAAAGGCCUCCGGCGCAUGCUCCCAGCUACGGUCUCGGGGAGUACACCUCCCCGACCACAAACCCUUACCUGUGGCUGAACGGCCCCGGUAUUAACUCGUCUCCUUACCUCACGGGAACGAAUGGGACGUCCUACAUACAGUCUGGAUACGGAGCGAACCAAAGGCAAUUCCUGCCGCCGCCCACGGGUUUUGGUAGUGCUGACCUCGGAUGGCUUUCUAUUUCCAGCCAGCAAGAACUGUUCAAGAUGGUCAGACCUCCAUACUCCUACUCUGCUCUGAUAGCGAUGGCAAUUCAGAAUGCCCAAGAUAAGAAAUUGACACUGAGCCAAAUCUAUCAGUAUGUGGCUGAAAACUUUCCUUUUUACAAGAAAAGCAAAGCUGGUUGGCAAAACUCGAUCCGCCACAAUUUGUCACUGAAUGACUGCUUCAAGAAAGUGGCGAGGGACGAGGAUGAUCCCGGUAAGGGGAACUACUGGACAUUGGACCCAAACUGUGAGAAAAUGUUUGACAACGGUAACUUCAGGAGGAAAAGAAAGAGGCGAGCUGACAUGAACGGAGACACAGGGACGCUGCCAGCAGCGGUGAAGAGUGAAGACACCGCGCUGAAACUCUCCGACACCGCCAGCAUCCUUAGCUCAUCCCCGACAAGUUUGCAGAAUUCUCCCGCUUCCACCGAUUCCAAAUCUUCUCCACCUCCAUCGGUUGAACACAGCCCCUGUUACAACAACUUCGUAUCUAACAUGAACUCUAUGCUGGUUGGGAGCAACAACGGCAUCAGAGGGAGAGAUUUCGGUUCUGUACAUCUUGGAGAUUUGUCACAAAGAGAGAACAUGUCUGGACUUGGCUCGUACUCACCCACUCAAAACACUUCAUUGAACUCUGAUAGCACGCACCUCACCUCGAACAGAAUGAACUACUACGCACCUGUACACAACAGUGCAGGCUUGGGCAACCCUAUUUCAAAUCAUUUCAGUGUUAAUAAUUUGAUAUACAGCCGAGAAGGAACAGAAGUGUAGCCGUAGGUUUCUGAUGUUGGUUUAAUCUGUUAACAUAUUGUGUAAACUCAUGGAACAACAAUGCAAGCUGUAUAGCCGUACUUCACUUGCCAAAGUUAAUAUCUUUACUGUAUAGGCCAAAUAGAAUAACGUUCAGCUAAAUGUAUGCACUAAUGAACGGGCUACUGAACAGCUCAUUUGUGCACAAAUGUAUUUUUGCCCAUUAGGUCUAUGUAGCUGCAUGGUUAAACUUUGCCUCUGACGAGACUGACAUUUAACAGGAGACAACAUUUUGUACAGGAAUGUAUUUGAACGUGUAAAACGUUUUAGGUCACUGCAUGUAGACCUAUUAUGUGUGUAUUUUAUUUAAACCCAUUGUCAUUAUUUGAAUAAAUGUAU
Molecule: messenger RNA, 1619 nt
Organism: Hypomesus transpacificus
Lineage: Eukaryota; Metazoa; Chordata; Actinopteri; Osmeriformes; Osmeridae
Gene: foxi1
Product: forkhead box i1
Exons: 2
Coding region: 90-1241 (383 amino acids)
Biological process (GO): anatomical structure morphogenesis; regulation of transcription by RNA polymerase II; cell differentiation
Molecular function (GO): RNA polymerase II cis-regulatory region sequence-specific DNA binding; DNA-binding transcription factor activity, RNA polymerase II-specific
Source: RefSeq, a predicted model, not a curated record